Clonostachys byssicola is the source of this 2346-nucleotide messenger RNA. Lineage: Eukaryota; Fungi; Ascomycota; Sordariomycetes; Hypocreales; Bionectriaceae. The record is from the annotation of a GenBank genome assembly.
AUGCCUAGGCUACCACCGCCUCGGAGCACCAACACGGUCUUAUACGUGUAUGGCCCAUCUACCAAGCAUCCAUCCCCUCGCGCGACGUCAGAAAGAUGUAGCCUCUGCUUGGUCUUUGAGCAAGACUUUGUACGGCGGGAUAUCUUUGAACCCCCUGGAACAAGAAGCGAUAGUUAUACAUACUAUAUCCACCAUAAAAAUUGGGAGUUUCUCAAGCAGUCCGUCGACAAUGGAUGCAAAUUAUGCAAGCUCCUCUACAAUGGUUAUCUUCAUACACGCCACGAACGGCGAUCGGCGAAGCAUGAAAGCGACGCGGUGCAGGAUACCGAAUCCAAACUAUCGAAAUCACUGGGCGCCGAGACAUCAGGAACUUUCGUCUUCUAUGUCCCCUACGACUAUUCUGAACUCGCUGGGCCUCUUCAGAUAUUCUUCUGUCACACAGACAUGUUCGAGGAAUCAACACUGGAGGCAGUUUCACGGCAUGACAGCUACGCUUUGGCAGAAUUCGCCGUUGCUUCAAGUCCUGGUGACCCCUUUUUCUCGGCUGGGCCUAGAUCGUAUUCUUUAGGGAGAUUAUGCGCCCCUGAAGCCGAUUUUUCUCUAGGAGCGAGUUGGCUUUUCGACUGCCAGAAAAAUCACCAAUGCCAGACCACUCAUCACACUCCCAUCGGCAUCAAGCAGCAGAAUCCGACGCGGUUGCUUCGUCUACAGCCCAAAAAGGGCAUUAUUAGCCUAAUUGACACCAUUAAAACCCAGAAAUACGACUAUAUCGCGCUCUCACAUCGUUGGGGCCAAUCCAAACCGGCUGUGACCUUGACCAGCAAUUUGCACGCCCGAAUGGCAGGCAUCAAAAUCAACACCUUGCCACAAACAUUUCAAGACGCAGUGACGGCGACGCAUAGGCUCGGCUAUGAAUACAUCUGGAUUGACUCACUCUGCAUCAUCCAGGAUGAUAAGGCAGACUGGGAGAGGGAGUGCCCCAGGAUGUCAGAUGUGUAUCGAGGAGCGGUCUUGACUAUUGCUGGACCGGCAGCUACAGACUCCAGUGCCGGGUUUUUACACAAGAGAGAGUUUGUCACCAACCUGAAAUAUACUCCGUGUAAGCUACAAAGCAUUGACGGAAAGGCAAAUGGCAAUGGGAUGAUAACUAUAUGGUACCCCGGCUGCCACCGAGAUCCAACAGCAGAGACUGAUGUGAGGACACGCAGCCUCAGUCCCCUGGAUAGUCAGCCAGACAGCUUCUUGCAAAAUCGAGGAUGGAUUAUGCAAGAAUAUAUGCUUUCAAGUCGGAUUCUGUAUUUCGGAUCUUUCCAAAUGUAUUUCGAAUGUGGUCGCGCAUCCUGGUUUGAAUCAACAUUCCAGCCAAGGAACCCAUCCAGGUAUUCCAACCAAGACAGGUCGCUCAGAAAAUCUCUCAAUGACCAUAUAGGAGAGUUUGACAUCUUGCUGGACGGCUGGCAUGAGUUCGUAACGCGCUAUUCUCUAUGUGCUCUUACGAACCCAACCGACAAGUUGCCUGCCAUCUCGAGCAUUGCGCAGUCGUUGGACCCUCUGGGCCAGCAAAGCUACUAUGCUGGUUUAUGGGGGUCGCAUCUUCCGGAGUCUCUUCUUUGGUUUGUUUGCGAUGACACUGGGGAUCGGGCACAACGGCCAGAUAACAAGCCAGCCAGAACACCGGCCUAUAUAGCCCCUAGCUGGUCCUGGGCUUCGACAAAGGCGCAUGUUCGGUUCAUUAACUUGCUGAGAAGACAGACCUGCCCCAUUAGUGUUGUUUCAUGCUCUACCAAGUUAAGCGGAGUAACGCUUAAUCCUGAUCGCUUCGGUUGUGUUAGUGCUGGGAGAUUAAGCAUUAAGGGGAGGCUCAGCCGCGUGCUGACAAUCGAAGAUGUGAAAGGAGGUAAAUUCCUAGCUUGGAAAUGGCCAGACCUUUCUCAGUCCCGGCACACCGAAUCCUCGAUCAAAGGCAUCCAUCAAACAUCAAGGAACCAGGAAAGUGACGCCCCUGCUGGUUUGACAUUGUCGGGAUGCGGAGAAUUCUCUCCUGAUGAUGCAUCAGCAUAUAAAGCCCACAUUUCCAGCGAUGAAUGUUCAUUUGGGAAAUUCAACUCCUCUGUCCAAAUAAGCGAGGCGGGCAGGGGAAAGCUGGGUAUGCUGCCGCUACAGGAAACAUUUGCUCUGCAGGCAGUGAUAGGCUCCGGAUAUACAUACAAUGGUCUUGCUCUGGAGCGAGUACCCAACAUGGCAAAUACUUUCCGUCGAAUAGGGUGCAUCUCCUUUGGAAUUUGGGCAUUGGAGCAAAUCACCUGGUUUGAGGAUCAACUUCCGCAAACAAUUGAGAUCAUAUAA